This is a messenger RNA of Clunio marinus, 279 nucleotides long. The record is from the annotation of a GenBank genome assembly. Lineage: Eukaryota; Metazoa; Arthropoda; Insecta; Diptera; Chironomidae.
AUGAUUAAUGUUUUCGCCCCCGAGUCAUUAAUCAGACUGCCUGACACAGUGGAGAUUUGUCUAUUGCGCCGGUCAAGAUGUUCUCAACAAAAACUCUCCUUGAAAAAUGAUGUUGUAAAAAAUCGUGUCUCGAGCGACAUUAAUUUGAAUUUUCAAUAUUUGAAAGUCAAUGGAAUUCAAAAUACUCUCACGGUGUGCGCCGUGAUUUUCGAUUUGGAAUUAAUAGUUUCAAACGAUCUUAACAUAUUUCGGGAUUGUUUCAAAAAGAGAAGAAAUUAA